Molecule: messenger RNA, 1549 nt
Organism: Panicum virgatum (switchgrass)
Lineage: Eukaryota; Viridiplantae; Streptophyta; Magnoliopsida; Poales; Poaceae
Product: protein OSB3, chloroplastic/mitochondrial-like
Exons: 10
Coding region: 1-1272 (423 amino acids)
Biological process (GO): mitochondrial DNA replication; positive regulation of helicase activity
Cellular component (GO): mitochondrial nucleoid
Molecular function (GO): single-stranded DNA binding
Source: RefSeq, a predicted model, not a curated record
AUGCACUACAACAUGGACGUCGAGUGGGUGUCGUCGGGGUACAUCGUUGCGCAUGGCGUCGAGGGGGAUGUCGCGAGGGAUGCUAUGGAAGAGGCCGACACCGCCAUCGAGGGUUACGCCACCGUCUUGUCUAGGAAGAUUGGUGACGACCUCCUCCCUGAUGUCGAAGACAAUGCCACUGAAGGAGAGGCAGUAGUCCGCCGCAGCUUGAAACGACAGGAGUGCUUUGCGAUCCCGGAUCCCGGAGAAGUCUGGGGUGAUGUGUUCACGCACAAAGACGCACCCCUCAUCAGCGGAGUCAGGGUACGAGCUGUCAAGUGGCGGUGCGACGAGGUCAUGGAUCGAGAUGAGGCGAUGACCCGGCAGAUCCUCGUGCACACUCACCAAAGGCAUUGCGACGUGCUCGUGCAGGACCGCCGCGUCGACUUCCCCAGAUUCUGGGUUCCCAUAGUUUUCAAAGACGACUUGGCACAAGUAGCUGCUUCCCACUUGAAAGAAAAUGAUCUUGUCUAUGUAUCUGGGCAAUUAACUUGUGAUGUUCCACCUCUCGUGCUUGAUGAUGGCCAAGCAAACAUUCAGGUUUUAGCACACUUACUGUCAUUUGUUGAUAGUAAAGUUGUUGAAACGGGUGCCGUAAUCGAUGAGGAAGAAGGAUUUAUGGAAGACGUCGAGGCUGAAAAGAAAGUUGAAGAAAAAAGAGUCAUCUCAAAAUAUCCACCAGGCAAAGUUUCAGGUUACAAAAGCAAGCGGGAUAAGUUCAAUAAGCUCUGGAAUGAUGUUAUAACUAGACCACAAGAUUGGACUGAUAACCGGCCACAAAAGAAGAAUGGAUCUAUAAGUGCAAAAUAUCCUGAUUUUAAGAACAAGGUUUCAAAAGAGGCACUCUGGCUCGACAGUGCACCAACUGCAGUGCUUGGAAAGCUGGAUGAUUUGGUCUUCGGUAGUGGUUAUGCUGCAAGCAAAGAAGAUAAACCUUGCAGUAAUCGGUACAACUGGUCGAAAUUUAGGAAGAGCCCAGAUGCUUCUGCUGUGUCAAAACUAAAACCUGGAGAGGAGGAGUUGUGGCGAGACCUACUAGACAAUCCAGAGAAUUGGUGGGACAACAGAACAGACAAGCCCACACCAAAAUAUCCUGAUUUCAAGCACAAGGACUCGGGCAAAGCUCUGUGGAUAGGAACCAGAUCACCUCAAUGGGCUGUGGAUGCGCUUCCGCGCGUGAAAUUUAAUGGAGGCAGCAAGGGUGCAAGAAAGAAAGAGACCUUGCUGUCAUGAUGGAUAUAAGAGCUUGGCCUUAGCGUAAGCCCUUGCCUGUGCUAUAUGCACAUCUCCAUUACUAAAUAUUGGGGCUGUCUUUGCGUAAUGGCGUGUUGAAAUUAUCUUAUAAUUAUACUACAUACUAACACCUGAUUCAGGUAGAGUACUAAACAAAAUUCGGGUUCAGCCAUUGUCGUGUCAGGAUCAGGAUGUAAAUAGUUUCCAAACUGAUGCUAAUGCAUAUUGUCUCAUCCUGUCGGCGAUUAUCAUAUACCUUUGAAGGCCCCGUUUUGCA